This is a messenger RNA of Jatropha curcas, 4701 nucleotides long. RefSeq names its product nuclear RNA polymerase C1 (gene NRPC1). Gene Ontology annotation, biological process: DNA-templated transcription. The record is from RefSeq and is a predicted model, not a curated record. NCBI's taxonomy places the organism in Eukaryota, Viridiplantae, Streptophyta, Magnoliopsida, Malpighiales, Euphorbiaceae. Gene Ontology annotation, molecular function: DNA-directed RNA polymerase activity; DNA binding.
CGCUUUUUUCCCACGGAGUUGCAAACUGACACUUCUGUCAACUUCACCAUCUCCAAACCCAAAACCCUCCCGCCCUCACUUCCGUUACCAGAAAAACCUUAAACCCUUUUCGCCUCCAUCUCCAUCUUUUUUGUCAUCCCAGGAAGGCCUGCACUUUCUUUAAGUAGCAGUGUUGAUCAAAGAUGCAUAAGACACAGCCGAAAAAACAAGACAUAGUCUACACUAAGCAUCCUUACAUCGAAGAUGUCGGCCCACGAAAAAUCAAAAGUAUACAAUUCUCCUUGAUGUCUGGACAUGAGAUUGUAAAAGCUGCAGAAUGUCAAGUGUAUUUGGGUCAAUAUUAUGACACUAAUAGAAAGCCUGUUCAAGGAGGUUUAUUGGACACCCACAUGGGUCCUGCCAAUAAAAAUUCCAUGUGUCAAACUUGUGGCGCAAAUUUUAAUGACUGUCCUGGGCAUUUUGGAUACUUGAAUCUUGUCUUGCCAGUUUUCAAUGUUGGGUAUAUGACCAAUAUUUUGGACAUUUUGAAGUGCAUUUGUAAGUCUUGUUCUCGCAUACUUUUUGAUGAGAAACAAUGUAAAGCGCACUUGAAAAAAAUGAGAAGCCGUAAUCUAGAGCAUUUGAAGAGGACUGAUCUUGUGAAGAAGAUCGUAAAAAAGUGUAGCGCAAUGGCAAGCAAUAAAGCAGUGAGGUGCAUGAGAUGUGGAGAUAUGAAUGGUAUGGUCAAGAAGGCAGGGUCUGCUCUAAGCAUUAUUCAUGAUCGUGGAAAAUUAAUUGAUGGCUAUUUGGAAGAAUGUAAAUCUGCAAUUUCACAUACAAAAGAGUUUCGGGCACCAAUUAGUCCAGCUACAUAUAUCCUCAACCCUGCCAGAGUUCUCUCUCUUUUUGAAAGAAUUCCUGAGGAGGAUUGUGAAGUGCUUGGUCUGCGUGAUAGACCUGAGAAACUCAUCAUUACAAACAUUGCUGUGCCACCUUUAUCAAUCCGACCUUCUGUUGUAAUGGGUGAAACACAGAGCAAUGAAAAUGACAUCACAGAGAGGUUAAAACAAAUUAUCCAGGCUAAUGCUAGCCUUCGUAUGGAGUUGCUGGAAGGAAGGAGAAGUGCAAACAAAUAUCUGGAUUCUUGGGAUGGUCUUCAAGCUGCUGUUGCACUCUAUGUAAAUAGUGAUGUACGUGUUCCAAAUAAUGUUGAAGUUGGAAAGCCAUUGAGUGGCUUUGUUCAGCGCCUCAAAGGAAAGACUGGUCGGUUUCGUGGGAAUUUAUGUGGAAAGCGUGUUGAAUAUACUGGCAGGACUGUCAUAUCACCAGACCCUAAUCUGAAAAUUACUGAGGUGGCAGUUCCCAUCCAUAUGGCUAAGAUUUUAAGUUAUCCUGAACGUGUUUCGAACCACAAUAUUGAGAAGUUGAGGCAGUGUGUCCGUAAUGGCUCUAACAAAUACCCAGGUGCAAAGAUGGUUAGAUAUCCGGAUGGUUCUCAAAAGGUUUUGAUAGGUAAUUACAGAAAACGUGUUGCUGAGGAACUAAAAAUUGGUUGCAUAGUUGAUCGCCAUUUAGAAGAUGGAGACGUCGUUCUUUUUAACAGACAACCAAGCUUGCAUCGAAUGUCUAUCAUGUGCCAUAGGGCAAGAAUUAUGCCUUGGAGAACAUUGAGAUUUAAUGAGUCUGUUUGCAAUCCAUAUAAUGCUGAUUUUGAUGGUGAUGAGAUGAACAUGCAUGUCCCACAAACAGAAGAGGCUCGAACAGAGGCUCUUUUGCUGAUGGGGGUUCAAAACAAUCUAUGCACGCCAAAAAAUGGAGAGAUCUUGGUCGCUUCCACACAAGAUUUUCUAACUUCAUCUUUUCUCAUUACAAGGAAGGACACUUUUUAUGACCGUGCUGCUUUUUCACUUAUGUGCUCUUAUAUGAAUGAUGGCAUGGAUCUUAUUGAUUUGCCAACACCUGCAAUACUCAAGCCAAUAGAGCUUUGGACUGGUAAACAAUUAUUCAGCGUCCUACUUCGUCCAAAUGCAAAUGUGAGAGUCUACCUGAAUCUCACUGUUAAGGAGAAGAUAUACUCCAAACCUAAACCAGGAGAUAAAAGAGAAAAAGAAACAAUGUGCCCUAACGAUGGUUUUGUUUAUAUUCGAAAUAGUGAGCUAAUCUCUGGACAGCUGGGAAAGGCUACUAUAGGAAAUGGCAACAAGGAUGGACUUUACUCUAUUCUUCUCAGAGACUACAAUCCACAUGCAGCUGCUAUUUGCAUGAAUCGGUUAGCUAAGUUGAGUGCUAGAUGGAUAGGAAAUCAUGGCUUCUCAAUUGGGAUUGAUGAUGUCCAACCAGGAAAAAAACUGAUUGAUGAAAAAGCAAAAACAAUUUCAAAUGGCUAUCAACAUUGUGAUAAACUAAUACAGGAAUACAAUGAAGGAAAGCUUGCACUUAAACCAGGUUGUGAUGCCAUUCAGACAUUGGAAGCUGAAAUAACUGAAACAUUAAACAAGCUUCGAGAACAAGCUGGUGAUGUAUGCAUGAAAGAAUUACAUUGGAGAAACAGUCCAUUGAUCAUGUCACAGUGUGGAUCAAAAGGUUCCCCUAUCAAUAUCAGCCAGAUGAUUGCAUGUGUUGGUCAGCAAUCAGUUGGGGGUCGUCGUGCGCCAGAUGGAUUCAUGGAUCGAAGCCUUCCUCAUUUCCCUAGAAAAUCCAAAACCCCUGCAGCCAAAGGCUUUGUUGCUAAUUCAUUCUAUAGUGGUUUGACGGCAACUGAGUUUUUCUUCCAUACAAUGGGUGGCAGAGAAGGUCUUGUGGACACUGCGGUCAAAACAGCUGACACAGGGUACAUGUCUCGUCGACUCAUAAAGGGUUUGGAGGACUUGUUUAUUGAUUAUGAUAAUAAAGUACUAAGUGCAAAUGGAUCUGUAGUUCAAUUUGUUUAUGGAGAUGAUGGCUUGGAUCCUGCAAAAAUGGAAGGAAAAGGCGGAGUUCCUUUGAAUCUUGAUCGCUUGUUCAUGAAAGUUAAGGCCACCUGUCCUGCUGGAGAAGGGGACUACUUAUCUCCUUCAGAUAUCUCCAGCUGGGUGAAAACUUUGCUGGAUGAUUAUGACAAGGCUUUUGAUAGCGUUUGUUCUGAAGCCUUCAAACAGAACCUCAGUUUCUUCCUGGGAAAUCAUGUUAAGAGAUUGGAAACGAUGUUGAAAUUGGACAAUGGUGUUGAGGAGCAAAAUUCUGAAAAUAUGGAAGAAGUUGGAGGCGUAAGAGGAAAUACUACUAAUAUAGAGAAACUGGCACAUAAAAUAUAUGGUAUUACCAAAAGACAGUUGGAGGUCUUUCUGAAAACCUGCAUUGUUCGUUAUCUUUGGAAAAGAAUUGAACCUGGUACAGCAAUUGGUGCAAUUGGGGCUCAAAGUAUAGGGGAGCCAGGGACACAAAUGACAUUGAAGACCUUUCACUUUGCUGGAGUUGCAAGCAUGAAUAUCACACAAGGAGUUCCUCGCAUCAAAGAAAUAAUAAAUGGGGCCAAAAAGAUCAGUACACCUAUCAUUACUACUGAGCUUGAGAAUAAUACUAAUGUGAAUGCUGCCAGAAUUGUGAAAACUCGUAUUGAAAAAACUGUUUUAGGCCAGAUUGCUAAGAGUAUCAAAAUUGUAAUGACUUCAAGAUCAGCAUCUGUAGUGGUUACACUUGACAUGAAAACAAUUCAAGAGGCGCAAUUAUCUCUGGAUGCUAACACUGUGAGGGAAUCCAUUUUACAGACUCCAAGAACUAAACUAAAGCCACAGAAUAUCAAGGUAUUGGAUAUUAGAAAGUUGGAAGUUAUUCCCCUGGGUGAUAGAGAAAAAGUUCAUUUUGAGCUCCAUUCUCUUAAAAAUAUGCUUCCAUCAAUUACAGUAAAGGGCAUAAAAACUGUUGAACGUGCUGUUAUUGCCCAAAAAAAGCGUGAGGGUAAAGCAAGUAUUCAAGAGCUCCCAACCUACAACAUGUUUGUAGAAGGCAUGGGUCUUCAAGAAGUUAUGGGAACUGAAGGAGUGGAUGGACGCAAAACAACAAGUAAUCAUGUAAUGGAAAUUUUUAAGUAUCUUGGAAUUGAGGCUGCCAGAAAGUGCAUCAUUGAUGAGAUAAAAAAUGUCAUGGAAGGUCAUGGCAUGAGCAUUGACACACGUCACAUGAUGCUUUUAGCAGAUCUAAUGACAUUUAAGGGUGAAGUUCUUGGAAUCACAAGAUUUGGUAUUCAAAAGAUGGACAAGAGUGUAUUGAUGUUGGCUUCAUUUGAAAAAACAUCGGAUCAUCUGUAUACUGCAGCUGUACACGGGAGAGAUGACAGGAUUGAGGGAGUUAGUGAAUGCAUCAUAAUGGGCAUCCCGAUGCGGCUAGGCACUGGAAUACUCAAAGUACAACAAAGGGUUGAUCCACGGCCAAUGCUGACAAAAGGAUUAGAUCCUAUCAUGGCUUAAAGAGUUCUAGAUUUCAAAGUUCAUCUUGCAGUGCAACUGAGUGCACAUCCAUUACCAUCCAUCUGCUUGCUGAAGGUUAGAUAAUGUAUAUAGAAACCUAGACUGAUUUAUGUAUUAAAUUUCUUAUGUAAUUUAAGGUAAUUUUUUCUGAAAAGAAAAUGUGUGGGUUUUGGAUCUUGCUUCAAGCACACAUAUCCAUAGGGAUCGUCUGAAAGUAUCAGAUAUAAGCUGACAAAAGAAUAUCACUAAAUAUAUAUACACUUGGCUUUCCACUUUA